Molecule: messenger RNA, 448 nt
Organism: Pelecanus crispus (Dalmatian pelican)
Lineage: Eukaryota; Metazoa; Chordata; Aves; Pelecaniformes; Pelecanidae
Source: RefSeq, a predicted model, not a curated record
AGACGAUGCUGGCAGCGGAGCUGCGGUGUCACUGCAUUCAGACUGUCACAGGAUUAAUGUUGCCAAAGCGCCUGGCCAACGUAGAAAUCAUUCCUAAGGGCCCACACUGCAACACUGUGGAAAUCAUAGCAACACUGAAGAACACCCAGCAAGUCUGUUUAGAUCCCCACGCCAAAUGGGUGAAGAUGAUAAUUAACAGGAUUCUACAAAGGGGUCAGUAUGAACAGCAGGAAGCCAAUUGGUACAAAAGCGAAAAAUCUGCUCUAAAACAUGAGAGAAAGCACCAGCGUGAGUUGCAAGAAAGCCCACAAGACUUCCCCUGGGAGAACGCGGGGCUGGAGCUGAGAAGGACGAAGGGCAUCGAUGCUCGCCUGUGUGGCUCCGACUCGGUGUCGGCUUUGCCCACGCCACAUUUUUGGCAGGAACAGGCGUUCCUGCGAAUCAGAGG